Messenger RNA from Chlorella variabilis, 3360 nucleotides. RefSeq lists its product as hypothetical. Gene Ontology annotation, molecular function: ATP binding; ATP hydrolysis activity; P-type calcium transporter activity. Gene Ontology annotation, cellular component: membrane. NCBI's taxonomy places the organism in Eukaryota, Viridiplantae, Chlorophyta, Trebouxiophyceae, Chlorellales, Chlorellaceae. Gene Ontology annotation, biological process: intracellular calcium ion homeostasis; calcium ion transmembrane transport. The transcript has 20 exons. The record is from RefSeq and is a predicted model, not a curated record. The coding region runs from base 1 to 3360 and encodes 1119 amino acids.
AUGGCUGUCUGGCCGGCUUGGGCGGCGCCGACGGACGAAGUGCUGAAGCACCAUGGCACAGACCUGGCGGCAGGGCUGAGCAGCAGCGAGGUGGAGGCGCGGCGCGCCAAGUGCGGCUACAAUGAGCUGCAAAAGGCGCCCGGCACGCCCCUCUGGAAACUCGUUCUUGAGCAGUUUGAUGACACGCUUGUCAAGAUCCUGCUGCUGGCGGCGGCCGUCUCGUUUGGCCUGGCUUUGUUUGAGGACAACCCCGACGAGUCUGGCGUGCGCGCCUUCAUCGAGCCGCUCGUCAUUGUUCUGAUCCUAGUGUUGAACGCCACAGUGGGUGUGUGGCAGGAGAGCAACGCGGAGAAUGCGCUGGAGGCGCUCAAGGAGAUGACGGCAGACACCGCCAAGGUCUUCCGCGACGGCCAGCUGAUCUCCGACCUGCCUGCUCGCGAGCUGCUGCCUGGGGACGUGGUGGAGAUCCACACGGGAGACAAGGUGCCCGCCGACAUCCGGGUGGUGCAGCUCAAGACGGCGGUGCUGCGCGUGGAGCAGGCGGCGCUGACGGGCGAGUCGGUGGCGGUGGCCAAGUCGGCGGGGCCGGUGGCGCAGGAGGAGUGCGAGCUGCAGGCCAAGGAGUGCAUGCUGUUUGCGGGGACGGGCAUCGCGUCUGGCGCGUGCCUGGGCGUGGUGAACAGCAUCGGCAUGGACACAGAGAUUGGCAAGAUCCAGGCGCAGAUCCAGGAGGCGAGCGAGGAGGAGAGCGACACGCCCCUGAAGAAGAAGCUGGAUGAGUUUGGCGAGAUGCUGGCCAAGGUCAUCCUCUACAUCUGCAUCGCAGGCAAGGCGGCCGCCGCGGGCUGGGCAGCAGGCCGCGCCAGCACCGACACAUGCUCGGGCCCCUCAGCUGCCGUGCCUGGCCUUCAUUGCCCUGCGGCCUUGCGUUUGCCUCCACCCCUUGCAGUGUGGCUGAUCAACUACAAGCACUUCCUCAGCUGGAAGCCCUUCCCCGGCUCCUGGAUCCCCGACCCAUCGACUGUCGAGUUCUCCGUGGCCAAGGCCACCUUCUACUUCAAGGUGGCUGUGGCGCUGGCUGUGGCCGCCAUCCCCGAGGGCCUCCCCGCCGUCAUCACCACCUGCCUGGCGCUGGGCACCCGCAAGAUGGCCAAGCGCAACGCCAUCGUGCGCCAGCUGCCCAGCGUAGAGACCCUGGGCUGCACCACCGUCAUCUGCUCGGACAAGACCGGCACGCUGACCACCAACCAGAUGUCGGCGGUGCGGCUGGUGGCCUUUGGGCGCUCGCUGACGCAGCUGGCGCAGUGGGAGGUCACGGGGUCCACCUACGAUCCGGAUGGCGGCGCGGUGCUGGGGCUGGCCGGCUUGGAUCGCAACCUGGAGGCGCUGGCCGAGGCGUGCGCGCUGUGCAACGACGCACGCAUCGAGUACAAGGCGGGGCACCACCGCUCCGUGGGGCAGCCCACCGAGGCGGCGCUGCUGGUGCUGGCCGAGAAGCUGGGCGUGCCGGGCGAGGCGGCGCAGCGCCAGAUUGUGCGGGCGAGGCAGGCGGACCCUGAGGCCAGCCCCACGGGCGCCUGCGCCUUCCACGCCUCCAAGUAUGAGAAGCUGGCCACCCUGGAGUUUGACCGCGACAGGAAGUCGAUGAGCGUCAUCUGCAGCCCCUCGCCUGCGGGUCCCGGCGCCGGCGCCGCGGGCGCCACCCCCCGCCGCUCCGGCCGCCUCACCUCCCUGCUGGGCGGCGGCGCCGCGGGCGGCGGCAACGUGCUGUUUGUCAAGGGCGCCGCCGAGUGUGUGCUGCAGCGGUGCACCAAGGUCAUGCUGGCUGACGGCAGCGUGGUGCCACUGGACAAGGAGGCGCGCCUGGAGCUGGUCAGGCUGCUGGAUGGGCUGGCGGCGCGCGCGCUGCGCCUGCUGGCCUUUGCCCUCAAGGCCUCCGACCUGGCUGACCUGGCCGACUUUGACGGCAGCGAGCGGCACAGGGCGCGCAAGCGGCUGGCCGACCCGGCGCAGUACGAGGCCAUUGAGAGCGACCUCGUGUUCCUGGGGCUGGCAGGCCUGCAGGACCCGCCGCGCCCCGAGGUGCGCCCCGCCAUUGAGGACUGCCACGCCGCCGGCAUCCGUGUGGUGGUCAUUACCGGGGACAACAAGCUGACGGCGGAGGCCAUCUGCCGCUCCAUCGGCGUGUUUGAGGAGGGGCAGGCGCUGGAGGGCAGCUCCCUGACGGGGCUGGCAUUCGCGGCACUGCCGGACACGGAGAAGCGCGAGGUGCUGUCGCAGCCGGGAGGCCUGUGCUUCUCGCGCGCCGAGCCGCGGCACAAGCAGGACAUUGUGCGCCUGCUCAAGGACAUGGGCGAGGUGACCGCGAUGACGGGUGACGGCGUGAAUGACGCCCCCGCCCUCAAGCUGGCCGACAUUGGCGUGGCCAUGGGCAUCACGGGCACCGAGGUGGCCAAGGAGGCCAGCGACAUGGUGCUGGCAGACGACAACUUUGCCACCGUGGUGGCGGCGGUGGAGGAGGGGCGCGCCAUCUACAACAACAUGAAGGCGUUCAUUCGCUACAUGAUUUCCUCCAACAUUGGCGAGGUGGCCUCCAUCUUCCUGGCCGCGGCGCUGGGCCUGCCAGAGGGCCUCAUCCCCGUGCAGCUGCUGUGGGUCAAUCUGGUGACCGACGGCCCCCCCGCCACCGCCCUGGGCUUCAACCCCGCCGACCCCGACAUCAUGACCAAGCCGCCGCGCCGCGCAGACGACCACUUCAUCACGCCCUGGAUCCUCUUCCGCUGGCUGGUGGUGGGCUCCUACGUCGGCUUUGCCACCGUGGGCUCCUUUGCCACCUGGUACACCUCCUCCUCCUUCCUGGGCAUCGACCUGUCGGGGGACGGCCACACGCCCAUCACCUUUGCCCAGCUGCGCGACUGGGAGUCGUGCCGCUCAUGGGAGGGCUUCCAGGCCUCUCCCUACACCGCGGGCAGCGCCACCGUCACCUUUGACCACCCCUGCGACUACUUCACUGUGGGCAAGGUCAAGGCGUCCACGCUGUCGCUGUCGGUGCUGGUGGCCAUCGAGAUGUUCAACGCCAUGAACGCGCUGUCCGAGGACAACUCCCUGGUGCAGAUGCCCCCCUGGCGCAACCCCUGGCUGCUGGUGGCCAUGGUGGUCAGCCUGGGCCUGCACGCUGUCAUCCUGUACGUGCCCCUGCUGGCAGACAUCUUCUCCAUCGUGCCCCUCUCCCUCAACGAGUGCCUGCUGGUUCUGGCAUACUCGCUGCCGGUCAUCCUGCUGGACGAGGUGCUCAAGUUCAUUGGCCGCAACUUUGUCAACAAGCCAGCUGCGCUCCCCGCCAAGGCAAAGGAGGACUAG